Molecule: messenger RNA, 3621 nt
Organism: Camellia sinensis
Lineage: Eukaryota; Viridiplantae; Streptophyta; Magnoliopsida; Ericales; Theaceae
Source: RefSeq, a predicted model, not a curated record
CCGUUGUAAUUCCAUGGGGGAUUAGUCAUCCCUUUAUUCAAUCCCCUUAUGAGGGAUAACCCUCUUGUCUUGGGAUUGGACAUUUUGUGCCAAACAAUGGACAAGGAGUGAAGGGGGAACAUGUAGAGCCCACAUGUUUUUAAAGAAAAAUCUUAAUCCCUUUUUUUUUUAUCGGCAACAACAGAAAAUUUUAUUAAAAUGGAGAAAAAAAGAGAUACAAAAGGAGGACAUGAAGUCCUCUAAAGUGAAAGUAAAAAUUCUACAAAUUGCAUACGGACUUCCAAUUGCUAGAAAUUAAAAAAAAGAAAAGAAAAAAAAAGAAAGUGGAAUUCCCCUAAAUGGGGGAGCAACUGAAGCAAAAAAAGAUGCAAAAAAUCUGAUUUUCUCCCACAUCGAAGAUACGUCAGUAAAUUUAUCCUCGAAGAUCCUCGCAUUCCUUUCCAACCAUAUAACCUAGAAAAGAGCAAAAACUGCACAAAGCCCCAACACCUUUGCUUUUUCGUUUAGGGUGUUGCUUUUUUGUUUAGGCCUAAGAAUAAAAAACCAAUAGAGAGUAUUGAACUACAUGAUUCAGGGGCCACCCAAGCAAGACCUGCCCAAGCAAAAAACAAAAAACUGCUGCGAUAAACUUCUUGCCACUAAGCAGUGCAAGAAAAGAUAAUUCAGACUCUCCCCCUCUCCCUUACACAUAAUGCACCAAUGAGGAGAAAGAUAACAAUUAGGCCUCUUUUUCUUUUGAAGGACCUCAUUGGUCAAAAUGCCUCCAUGACCCAAAGACCAUAUAAAAAUCUUAAUCCCUCCCUCCUAUCCAGUUAUCGAACAUACUUAUUUGUACAAAGCUGUUAGCAAGAAUGGAACCUUCUAUGUAGACUAUUAUAGGAUACAAUCUAUAGAUGCUGUAAGCAGGAAGAUAUCUGAAUCAGUGGAAGCCUUUGGUUUAUCACUUUUUAAGGUGGUUAUAAAGCAACCACAAUUUAUAAGGCCAGGGAUCCUCUGCCUUCAAAAUCCCUGUUUCCCUGUCCCUAUUAACUCCCAGCCACGCGUGUUGGGAAUCUCGAAACAUGGAAUUUUUGAGGCACAAUUGUGUGACUAUAAGUGCAUUAGGGACAAAGGAUCCCAUGCCAUUUUACAGGCUAUGAAUGGCUGAUGGCUUUUGUUGCCAAAAGCAAAUGCCUGGGAAACAUGGCAUCGGUUGCUCAAAUGUGAUUGCAGAGAGAUUUAAUGCUGCCAGGGAGAGUCAAGAAUGAACCUCCACAUUGGUCAAUUUGAAUGAGCUUUGUAAGCUGAGAAAUUUUGAGGGGUUUUGAAAUCAUGGCUACUGAAUCUUUGAAAAUUUGCGUGUUUCCCGUAGUAAAUACAACAUGUGGGGGAGAGUGAGAUGACUUUCAUCAAGUCUCUGGUAUUUGUCAAGCAUUCUGAAUUUAAUUCUUAGCUACAAAUUGUUCAUUUUGUUGGCUAUGCACCCUUGAUAAGUUUCUGGGAUGGCAUUUGGUGAAGUUCUAUUAUCUUGUGGAUGUAUGUAGCAUCACACUGGACAAGCUAGUUCAGUCUAGUAAUUACUUAGAUUCUGAAUAGAAUUCUACUGUCACUGGGGUCAAUUCAAUGUUACAAUGGGGUUAAUUCAUCCACCUUAGCAAAAUCACUAAAAUGUCGAAGGUUCUAGAAUACUGUGAGACUAUUCUUUGUUACAUGAUCUCUUUACAGAGGUUGAGCUUGUAAGAUAAUGUACAGUUAAUGCUUUUGUUAUGCUUAACCUUUUCCACCAAAUGAGUCUGCCAAAUAAUAUGCACACGGAUUCACCAUUGAUGAGCCGCCACAAGGUUCGAAGCAGUUAUCACCAUUUGGUCAUUGCAAUAUUAAGGAUUAACUUCUAUAGUUUCUAAGUUAAGUAGAGGCCCAUAAUUUGAAUGUUUAGACUUGGGACAAGUUAAAAGCAGUAUUGUAUAGACCCUUAACAGACAUUACUGUUCUGAGGCUGAUGCUUUGGAUUCACAUUCUGGAUGACUUUGUUUUGUUGUUAAUUUAUGGGCUCGUGCUUCUUGUAAAUUCCCAGAAUGAAGAGUAGCAUGGAUUUAUAUUUGAGUCCAGUAGAAGCAGCAUCAGGAUGCUGGAGUGCAGUUGCAAGAAAUCAGGAUCUUGUCAACUUCACUACUAGUAAAUGGAGCUGAAUACCAUCAAAGAUGCAUUUGAUCGAGUUGCGAAGAAGCAAAAGUUGUCUACUUCUAAAUCACAGGAAGUCAUAGACCAAGUUGGCCAUGAACUUGACCAGGCAUUGACAAACAUCCAGUCCAUUCAGGACCCCACCUCUCCUGCUGAUCAGAAAUCCAUACUCAUGGAACUUAAAGCUAAGCUGAAUGCAAUUGGCCCACACAAUCAGUUAGAGGGAUCACAGAAGGAGCUAAACAUAAACUUAAGCAAGUACCCAAAAAUCCUAGAAAAAACUUUCAAUCCCGACAUAUCCAAAGCAUACAGAAAUGUUGACUUUGAUCCCCACAUAGUGAAUCAUAUCAUUGCAAGCCAUUUUUACCGAGUAGGUCUGUUCGACGUUGCGGACACCUUAAUAAAUGAGGCUGGUGAACCAGAAGUCAUUUCCCUCAAAUCUCAUUUUAUGGAGUUGCACCAAAUACUGGAAGCUGUGAGUGUUAGAAACCUCGAGCCCGCUCUGUACUGGGUCUCUACCAACCGUGAAAGCCUCAAGCAUAUUGGUUCAAACCUCGAGCUAAAACUCCGCCGGCUACAAUUUGUGGAGAUUUUGCAGAACAGUACCCAAGCCGAUGCACUGAAUUACGCUAGGACUUACCUGGCUGUGGCAUGGCAUGGCCUACACAUGGAUGAGAUCCAGAAGCUCAUGGGUUGUCUCUUGUGGGCAGGAAAGCUUGACAGAUCGCCUUAUUCUGAGUUGUUGUCUCCUACCCAUUGGGAAACAUUGGCUGAAGAGCUGGCCCGGCAGUUCUGUAGUUUUUUGGGGCAGUCCUAUGAGAGCCCGUUGAGUGUGGCAGUGUCUGCUGGGGUUGAAGGAUUGCCGACUCUGCUAAAGCUGGCAAAUGUAAUGUCUGCGAAGAAGCAGGAGUGGCAGGCUAUGAAACAGUUGCCAGUGCCAGUGGAUUUGGGUAAGGAAUUUCAGUUCCAUUCAAUAUUUGUCUGUCCAGUUAGUAGGGAACAAGGCAGCGAAGAGAAUCCGCCUAUGCUAUUACCAUGCGGGCAUGUUCUCUGCAAGCAAUCUAUCAUGAAACUGUCCAAAAGCAGCACACGCACGUUUAAGUGUCCGUACUGUCCUCUUGAAGCCUCGGUUGCACAAUGCAAGCAGCUUUAUUUCUGAUGUUCACCACUGAAUCUCUGUCUCUUGUCUCUCUGAAUGCAGGUUUAUCUGGGCAGGUUUUGCAGGUGGUGGUCAUGGUAAUCUGGGGUGUAGUGUUAUUUGUGGGUGAUGUGAAUAGAUUAUUCUUUCUAAAUUUAUGUUUCCCAACUAUAAUCAAACUCAUUUCAUUAGAUCAUUAACUUACCCUAUGUUUUUUCCAUGACAACCACAUCCAUGUAUACCGACUCUUAUUAGUUUGGUUUGGUUUCUUAAUGAGUUGGGAAGCUACCCCACAAAGCAGUUCUUGCUUGAUAUUUGUCUUA